Messenger RNA from Populus nigra (black poplar), 1076 nucleotides. Its product is annotated as protein LIFEGUARD 2-like. The transcript is spliced from 5 exons. Gene Ontology annotation, cellular component: membrane. The record is from RefSeq and is a predicted model, not a curated record. NCBI's taxonomy places the organism in Eukaryota, Viridiplantae, Streptophyta, Magnoliopsida, Malpighiales, Salicaceae. The coding region runs from base 237 to 956 and encodes 239 amino acids.
AAUAAUAAAUAUGCUUUCUCGUCUUACGAUUGCUGCUGAGUGAUAUGUUGAUACGGAUUGAUGACCUGCGGGCUGUAAUAUAUAUGUAGUUUGGGAAAGUACAGGCUCGAGAAGGAAUAGCAAACGUACACACAUGAGGGAAACCAUCUAGAGGACGGAAUGAAACAUAAAGGCUAAAGCUAUGCUUGAAAGGAUAACUCUUUCUCAAAAGGCACAAAAAUUGACCAAUUCGGACAAUGUGGAUGAAUCCCAGGCAGAGGAGAAAUUUCGAGGUUGGAGAAUAUCCAGCUGAACUGGACGGUCCGAGGUACCACUGGGUCUUCAUUCGUAAAGUUUAUACAAUCAUUGCCAUACAACUGCUAGUCACUGUUGCGGUGGCAACCGCAGUUGUUUCGGUCCAUUCCAUUUCAAACUUCAUCGUGCACACUAAGGUGGGAUUGGCUGUCUAUAUAGCUAUCAUUGUUAUUCCUUUUAUUGUCUUGUGUCCAUUAUAUUACUUUUACCAGCUACGCCCUCUGAAUUAUCUUCUCCUUGGAGUUUUUACCACUGCUCUCGGAUUUCUGGUUGGACUUACAUGUGCGUUUACCAGUGGGAAGGUUAUUUUGCAAUCUGCCAUCAUAACUUUCACGGCCAUGGUUAUUCUCACUCUGUACACCUUCUGGGCGGCAAGGAGAGGUCAUGAUUUCAGCUUCCUCGGGCCUUUCUUGUCUGCUUCCCUGAUUGCUCUUCUGUUGUUUGCUCUGAUUCAGAUUUUCUUUCCCUUGGGUAGGAUUUCUGUAAUGAUCUUUGGGUGCUUGGCAUCGAUCUUAUUUUGCGGGUUCAUAAUAUACGAUACAGACAGCCUGAUCAAACGUUAUGCUUAUGAUGAGUACAUUUGGGCUGCAGUCUCGUUGUAUCUGGAUAUCAUUAAUCUUUUCCUUAGUAUUCUAACUGUCUUCAGUGCCCGAGAUAGCUAGGGACAUCACUUCUCCGUUUCUGUUUCUUUAUGUAUUCUAACCUUUAAGUGAAUUUCUUGGAAACUGCACACAUAAAUUCUCUACCGCAGUAAUCUAUAUAGUAGAUUGACAUUCGUUCAA